Molecule: messenger RNA, 4009 nt
Organism: Drosophila obscura
Lineage: Eukaryota; Metazoa; Arthropoda; Insecta; Diptera; Drosophilidae
Gene: eag
Product: potassium voltage-gated channel protein eag
Biological process (GO): regulation of membrane potential; potassium ion transmembrane transport
Cellular component (GO): membrane
Molecular function (GO): voltage-gated potassium channel activity
Source: RefSeq, a predicted model, not a curated record
UAGGCGACGGCCAGUCCAACUGUCAUCGGCAAGCGGAAGAGCAGCGGACCCGGACAGCGUAGCACCGUACAGGACAGGACAGAACCGGACGGUGCAGUGUCGAGCAGUGCCGGACAGCGAGGGCGCAGCGUAGCGUGUAGGCGGCAAAAUGCCUGGCGGACGACGUGGACUGGUUGCGCCGCAAAACACAUUCCUCGAGAACAUCAUCCGGCGCUCCAAUUCGCAGCCGGACAGCUCGUUUCUUUUGGCCAACGCACAAAUCGUCGAUUUUCCGAUCGUCUACUGCAAUGAGUCCUUCUGCAAGAUCAGCGGCUACAACCGGGCCGAGGUCAUGCAGAAGUCGUGCAGAUGCGGCUUCAUGUACGGCGAGCUGACAGACAAGGAGACGGUGGGACGGCUGGAGUACACGCUGGAGAACCAGCAGCAGGAUCAAUUCGAAAUAUUGCUCUACAAGAAAAACAAUGUGCAGUGUGGCUGCGCCCUCUCCCAGUUUGGCAAGGCGCAAACACAAGAGACCCCGCUAUGGCUGCUGUUGCAGGUUGCGCCCAUACGGAACGAACGGGAUCUGGUUGUGCUAUUCCUGUUGACGUUCCGGGAUAUAACGGCCCUCAAGCAGCCCAUCGACAGCGAGGAUACCAAGGGAGUUUUAGGUCUCUCCAAGUUCGCCAAGUUGGCCCGCUCGGUGACGCGGAGCCGCCAGUUCAGCGCCCAUCUGCCCACGCUGAAGGACCCCACGAAGCAGUCCAAUCUGGCGCAUAUGAUGUCACUGAGCGCGGAUAUUAUGCCACAGUACCGACAGGAAGCGCCGAAAACGCCGCCACACAUACUCUUGCAUUAUUGUGCAUUUAAAGCAAUUUGGGACUGGGUGAUAUUGUGUUUAACAUUUUAUACCGCCAUCAUGGUGCCAUACAAUGUAGCGUUUAAAAAUAAAACCUCAGAGGAUGUUUCCCUUCUCGUGGUGGACUCGAUAGUCGAUGUUAUAUUCUUUAUAGAUAUUGUGUUAAACUUCCACACCACAUUCGUGGGCCCGGGCGGCGAGGUGGUCAGCGAUCCGAAGGUGAUACGGAUGAACUACCUCAAGUCGUGGUUCAUCAUCGAUCUGCUCAGCUGCCUGCCAUACGAUGUCUUCAAUGCGUUCGACCGAGACGAGGACGGCAUCGGGUCCCUGUUCAGUGCCCUCAAGGUGGUGCGCCUGCUGCGCCUGGGCCGGGUUGUGCGAAAGCUCGACCGCUACCUGGAGUACGGAGCUGCCAUGCUGAUCCUGCUGCUCUGCUUCUACAUGCUGGUGGCCCACUGGCUGGCCUGCAUCUGGUACUCGAUUGGGCGCAGCGAUGCGGACAAUGGGAUCCAAUACAGCUGGCUGUGGAAGCUGGCGAAUGUCACGCAAUCCCCGUACUCCUACAUCUGGAGCAAUGACACUGGGCCAGAGCUGGUGAACGGGCCGUCAAGGAAGAGCAUGUAUGUGACGGCCCUGUACUUCACCAUGACCUGCAUGACCUCGGUUGGCUUCGGCAAUGUCGCCGCGGAGACAGACAACGAGAAGGUGUUCACCAUCUGCAUGAUGAUCAUUGCAGCUCUGCUUUAUGCCACAAUCUUUGGUCAUGUGACCACCAUCAUACAGCAGAUGACCUCGGCGACGGCCAAGUACCACGACAUGCUCAACAAUGUGAGGGAGUUCAUGAAGUUGCACGAGGUGCCCAAGGCCCUCAGUGAGCGCGUGAUGGACUAUGUCGUCUCCACGUGGGCCAUGACCAAGGGUCUGGACACCGAGAAGGUACUAAACUAUUGUCCGAAAGAUAUGAAGGCUGACAUAUGUGUUCAUCUAAAUCGCAAAGUAUUUAACGAGCAUCCGGCAUUUCGUCUGGCCUCGGAUGGUUGUCUCCGGGCUUUAGCGAUGCACUUCAUGAUGUCCCAUUCGGCGCCAGGAGACCUGCUCUACCAUACCGGCGAGAGCAUCGACAGUCUCUGCUUCAUUGUGACGGGAAGCCUGGAGGUGAUACAGGACGAUGAGGUUGUGGCAAUACUGGGCAAAGGCGACGUCUUCGGCGAUCAAUUCUGGAAGGACUCGGCCGUUGGCCAGAGCGCGGCCAAUGUGCGCGCUCUGACCUAUUGUGAUUUGCAUGCCAUCAAACGUGAUAAAUUGCUCGAAGUCCUCGAUUUCUAUUCGGCAUUUGCGAAUAGCUUUGCACGCAAUCUGGUGCUCACCUACAAUCUCAGACAUCGACUGAUUUUUCGCAAGGUGGCUGAUGUGAAGCGCGAAAAAGAAUUGGCCGAACGGCGUAAGAACGAGCCGCAAUUGCCACAGAAUCAGGACCAUCUCGUCCGCAAGAUCUUCUCCAAGUUCCGGCGCACACCACAGGUCCAAGCCGGCAGCAAGGAUAUUGUCGGUGGCGGCACGGGCUCUGGUCAGAGCGAUGUCGAGAAAGGCGACGGCGAGGUCGAACGGGUUAAGCUACCAGCCAAACUGACAUUAACCGAGGACUCACGCAUCCUAACGACCGCCGCCGUACCAUCACCAUCGCCAUCACCCUCGCCCUCAUCGGGUCCACCAUCUGCGCGGAGUACCCGUGCCAGCAAGUGGGGACGCCUUCUGGGCAGUUCAAGCGUCGAUUCAGCUAGCGACACUAGCGCCAAGGUAGCCGUCUCGAGAAGUUUGAGCGCCCGCGAGAGUCUCCGUGAGAGCACCGCCCAGGCGCGGCAGAGUAGUACUUCGAGUAGCAAUGGUGGACAGGGGAACAAAGUUUUCCCAAAGGCGCCCAAGCUGCAGGCGAGCCAGGCGACGCUCGCCCGUCAGGACACCAUCGACGAGGGCGGCGAGGUAGACUCCUCCCCGCCCAGUCGCGACAGCCGUGUGGUCAUCGAUGGAGGGGCGGCCUCUGCUCCCGUGGUAGCCACAGCAGCAGGGACAGCAGCAGCAGCAGCAACAGCAGCGCCAGGAGUUGCGGCGCUCACAGGCCCGGGCUCAUCCGGAGCUGGCGGCGGGACUGGAGCAGUGACGGCGCUGGUGAAGGGAGAGCGCAAUCUGGCCCUGGAGCGGGAGCGCCAGAUCGAGAUGGCCAGCUCGCGGGCCACCACCUCGGACACGUAUGACACGGGCCUGCGCGAGACGCCGCCCACGCUGGCGCAGCGAGAUCUCAUCGCCACCGUCCUGGACAUGAAGGUGGACGUGCGGCUAGAGCUGCAGCGCAUGCAACAGCGGAUAGGCCGCAUCGAGGACCUGCUGGGCGAGCUGGUGAAGCGGCUCGGGCCGCAGCAGGGGGACAACAGCAGCGGCCAGACGACGCCCGGCGACGAGAUCUGUGCGGGCUGCGGCGCGAGCGGCGUCGCGGCAGGGCCAGGACCAGGGCCAGGGCCUGGGACGGGCUCGCCCACGACCCCGGCCACAGUGACGGUCACUACGCCCGUGGACACUGUGAUAACCAUCUCAUCCCCCACGUCAGCAGCGGGACCAGGGGCUGGCGCUGGCAGCGGUCUACUAAAUCCAGGCCUCCCAGUUGUGUCGAGCGCGGGAGGCAACGGCCUGGGGCCACUGAUGCUCAAGAAGCGACGCUCGAAGAGCAGGAAAGCACCGGCGCCUCCUAAGCAGACACUCGCCUUGGUCGGCGCGGCCUCAACGACCACAGCUGUGACGGGCGCCGCUGGAUCUGGUACGACGAGCGUGGCAGCGUCAGCAUCACCUGCAGCGGCAGCGGCAGCAGCAGGGGCAGGCUCUCCCAGCGGUGCUUGUCCCACGGAGCUGCUGCACCUGCGCCUGCUCGAGGAGGACUUUACGGCGGCCCAGCUGCCCUCGACACCGGCAGCCACGACCCCGACAUCAUUGGCGGCCACGCCUCCGGGCAGCGGCACGCCAGCGGCUGGUAGUGCCACCACCUCGCCCACGGGGCCGCCACCCACGCUGCCAACGCCCACAGGCAGCAGCGGUCCAAGAAGCGGCAGAGAGUUCCUCUAGCCCAAGAUUCUGUUGCGGCAUCAGUCUUCGGCUUCGACUACGGCUACGGCAACGGCUACA